CUCUGGAAGAACGUGACCCUCAAACGCCGGAGCCCGUGGGUGCUGGCAUUCGAGAUCUUUAUACCCUUGGUGCUUUUCUUCAUCCUCCUGGGGCUGCGGCAGAAGAAGCCCACCAUCCCAGUGAAGGAAGCUUUCUACACAGCAGCCCCUCUCACCUCUGCUGGGAUCCUGCCUGUGAUGCAGUCCUUGUGUCCUGAUGGGCAGAGAGAUGAGUUUGGAUUCCUCCAGUACUCCAACUCCACGGUGACCCAGCUCCUGGAGAGGCUCAGUGAGGUGGUGGAGGAGAGCAACCUGUUUGACCCAGACCACCCAGGGCUGGAGGAGGAGCUGGAGUCCUUGCACCGUCGCCUAGAGUCGCUCAGCAGCAGCGAGCCCAGUUCCAUGGAGACCCACUUCAGCAGUCAGGCAGCAUCUGGCUUCACCUUGGGCUCUGCAGCAAAAGACAGGAACGAACUUCACCACUUCCUCACCCAGAAUCUCUCCCUGCCCAAUGAGACAGCCGAGCUGCUGAUGGGCUCCAACGUCAACCUCAAGGAGGUGUAUCGCUUGUUUUUUGGCUCUUCUCCCUCCUCGGCAGAGGAUGUCCAUGAGAAGGAGCCAUGGGACCGCUUCAGUGCUGGGGAGAAGAUCCUCCAGCUGGAGGAGAGCCUCCUGGGUGGCUGGAGGAACCUGAAGGAGGGGCUGAUUCACAGGGCCCUGCGGAACCACACGCGAUCAAUCCACAGGCAGGCCCUGCUGCACCUCCUGUCCCAGGCCCUGGGCCUUGUUGGUUCCCCCUCUGAGGCCUCUGACUCCUACAGCCCCCAGGCCUUUGUGAAGGAGAUGGAGAACAUCCUUUUCACGCCGUCAGUGCUGGAGCAGCUGACCUGUGAUCAGAACCAGGGGGAGCUGAGGCGGAUCCUGACCAUCCAUGACAGCCAGCGGCCCUGGCUGCGGGGCUACCGGGCCUUGGUCUGCAAUGGGAGUGCUGGCAUCCGCAGGGAGCGCUUCGGCCAGCUGGCCGCAGAGCUCAAGGAGCAGCUGGACACACACGCAAUCGCCACUAGGCUGAAGCUGGACGAGGUGAACAGCACGGCUGCCCAACACCGGCUCCAUGCCCUACUGGAGGACCUCAUGGAGAUGGAGAAGGUUCUCAAGGAUGUGGACAUCCUCUCGGCUCUGGCCAAGUUGCUGCCUAAGGGUGCCUGCGCCAGCAAAACUCCCCCACCUAUAGCCAACAGCACCAGCUGGGGCGGGAACUCCACGGGCGGCACCAACUCCACCGUGGAGGAGGGUGAGGGCGAGCCAGUUGGGGAGAACCCCCAAGGCCAGUGCUCGGCCUUUGUGCAGCUCUGGGCAGGACUGCAGCCCAUCCUGUGUGGGAACAACCGGACAAUUGAGCCUGAGGCACUGAAGCAGGGCAACAUGAGCUCUCUGGGCUUCACCAGCAAGGAGCAGCGCAACCUGGGGCUCCUGGUACACCUCAUGACCAGCAACCCCAAGAUCCUCUACGCUCCAGUUGGGACAGAGGUGGACAAGGUCAUCCUGAAGGCCAACGAGACCUUUGCCUUCGUUGGGAACGUUACACACUAUGCCAAGGUCUGGCUAAACAUCUCCUCAGAGAUCCGGGGCUUCCUAGAGGAGGGAAAGCUGCAGAGGCGGAUCCGCUGGCUACAGCAGUUCACUGCUGACCUGCACAAACACCCUGAGAUCCUGAACGUCUCGGACAAUGACCUCCUCCGCAACUUCAUUGAUGGCAACUUCUCAUUGCCCAAUGCUAGUGCCCUGCUGCAGCAGCUGGACACCAUCGACAAUGCUGCCUGUGGCUGGAUGCGUUUCAUGUCCAAGGUCAGUGUGGACAUCUUCAAGGGCUUCCCUGACGAGGAGAGCAUAGUGAACUACACGCUGAACCAGGCAUAUCAGGACAAUGUCACUGUCUUUGCCAGUGUCAUCUUCCAGACCAACAAGGACGGCAGCCUCCCACCACAUGUGAUGUAUAAGAUCCGGCAGAACUCUAGCUUCACAGAGAAGACAAACGAGAUCCGCCGGGCAUACUGGCGGCCCGGCCCCAACACCGGUGGGCGCUUCUACUUCCUCUAUGGUUUUGUGUGGAUCCAGGACAUGAUGGAGCGGGCCCUUAUCAACACCUUUGUGGGCCAUGACGUGGUGGAGCCUGGCAAUUAUGUGCAGAUGUUUCCAUACCCGUGCUACACCAGGGAUGAUUUCCUGUUUGUCAUCGAGCACAUGAUGCCCUUGUGCAUGGUGAUCUCCUGGGUCUAUUCGGUGGCUAUGAUGAUCCAGCACAUUGUGGCAGAGAAGGAGCAUCGCCUGAAAGAGGUGAUGAAGAUGAUGGGCUUAAACAAUGCAGUGCACUGGGUGGCCUGGUUUAUCACUGGCUUUGUCCAGCUGUCUAUCUCUGUCACAGCACUCACCGCUAUUCUCAAGUAUGGCAAAGUCCUGAUGCACAGUGAUGUCUUCAUCAUCUGGCUCUUCCUGGCCAUCUAUGCUGUGGCUACCAUCAUGUUCUGCUUCCUGGUGUCUGUGCUGUACUCCAAGGCCAAGCUAGCCUCUGCCUGCGGGGGCAUCAUCUACUUCUUGAGCUACGUCCCCUACAUGUAUGUUGCCAUCCGGGAGGAAGUGGCUCAUGACAAGAUCACAGCCUUUGAGAAGUGCAUUGCAUCCCUCAUGUCGACCACAGCCUUUGGGCUGGGCUCCAAGUACUUUGCUCUGUACGAAGUGGCUGGUGUGGGCAUCCAGUGGCACACCUUCAGCCAGUCUCCUGUGGAAGGUGAUGACUUCAACCUGCUGCUGUCCAUGAUGAUGCUGAUCAUUGACGCCGUGGUGUAUGGAGUGCUGACAUGGUACAUUGAAGCAGUGCACCCAGGCAUGUAUGGCCUGCCCCGGCCCUGGUACUUCCCCUUCCAGAAGUCUUACUGGCUCGGAAAUGGACGGAUUGAAACCUGGGAAUGUACCUGGCCCUGGUCACGAACUACCCGCCUUAGCAUCAUGGAGGAGGAUCAAGCCUGUGCAAUGGAGAACAGGAGACUGGAUGAGACCCGAGGCAUUGAGGAGGAGCCGAACCACCUGCCCUUGGUCGUCUGCAUUGACAAGCUCACCAAGGUCUACAAAACAGACAAGAAGCUGGCACUGAACAAGCUGAGUCUGAACCUCUAUGAGAACCAAGUGGUGUCCUUCCUGGGGCACAAUGGGGCAGGCAAGACCACCACCAUGUCCAUCUUGACAGGCCUCUUUCCACCAACCUCGGGCUCUGCCACUAUCUAUGGCCACGACAUCCGGACAGAGAUGGAUGAGAUCCGGAAGAACUUGGGCAUGUGUCCGCAGCACAACGUGCUCUUUGACAAGCUGACAGUGGAGGAGCACCUCUGGUUCUACUCACAGCUCAAGAGCAUGGCAGAAGAGGAGAUCCGCAAGGAGAUGGAUAAGAUGAUCGAAGACCUGGAGCUGUCCAAUAAGCGGCACUCGCUGGUGCAGACGCUCUCUGGGGGGAUGAAGAGGAAGCUCUCGGUAGCCAUUGCCUUUGUGGGGGGUUCACGGGCUGUCAUCUUGGAUGAGCCCACAGCCGGUGUGGACCCGUAUGCACGCAGGGCCAUCUGGGAUCUGAUCCUCAAAUACAAACCAGGAAGGACCAUCCUCCUCUCCACACACCACAUGGAUGAGGCUGAUCUGCUGGGGGACCGCAUUGCCAUCAUUUCCCAUGGCAAGCUGAAGUGCUGUGGCUCCCCACUCUUCCUCAAGAGCACCUAUGGGGAUGGCUACAAGCUGACGGUGGUCAAAAGGCAGUCAGAUACCCGGAAUAGCACAGAUGCGGGACAGACUCACAGCCCUCCAUCCCACUCUUCAGUCAGCCCAUGCUCCGAGCCCCGGGUCUCCCAAUUCAUCAAAAAGUAUGUUGCCUCCUGCUUGCUGAUCUCGGACACCAACACAGAGCUCUCCUACAUCCUUCCCAGUGAGGCUGUCAAGAAAGGCUGCUUUGAGAGGCUUUUCCAGCACCUGGAACAGAGCUUGGAUGAGCUGGAUCUGACCAGCUUUGGGCUGAUGGACACGACCCUGGAAGAGGUCUUCUUGAAGGUCUCCGAGGAGGACCAGUCCUUGGAGAACAGUGAUAUUGAUGUGAAGGAGUCCAAGAAGGAUGCCCUGCAGCCACCAGCUCCCCCAACGGGCCUGAAGCCUGAGGCCAAUGGAGAGCCCCUUCCUGAAGUGGAGGCACCUGAGAAGCCAGACGUGGAGCUCAGCAACCUGGUGGCCUGCUCCAAGCUGGCCCAGUCCCAGGCGUCCCUGCGCUCGGCUUCCUCUGUGGGCUCCGUGCGGGGUGAUGAAGGUGGGGCUUAUUCGGAGUUCUAUGGGGAUUACUCUCCGUUGUUUGAUAAUCUGCAGGACCCUGAUAACAUCAGUCUGCAAGACCAAGAGGUUGAUGCUGAGGCUGAAGACCAGGCCCUGGCAGGACAGGGGAGCUUUAAGCUGGAGGGCUCCUGGCUCAAGCUACGCCAGUUCCACGGGCUGAUAGUCAAGCGCUUCCACUGUGCCAAACGCAACACCAAGGCCCUUUUCUCGCAGAUCCUGCUGCCCGCCUUCUUCGUCUGUGUGGCCAUGACUGUGGCACUCUCUGUGCCUGAAAUAGGUGACCUGCCCCCUCUGAUCCUCUCACCGUCUCAGUAUCACAACUACACCCAGCCCAAGGGCAAUUUCAUCCCUUAUGCCAAUGAGGAGCGACGCGAGUACCGCAUAAAGCUGUCUCCUGAUGCCAGCCCUCAGCUGCUCGUCAACACCUUCCACCUGCCCUCAGGGGUGGGGGCCACCUGCGUGCUGAAGACAGCCUUCAACAGCACCCUAGACCAGCUGGUGCAGACCUUGAACCUCAACAGCAAUGAGUCCAAGAUGCUGGCAGCCAAGUACUUUGAUGCCAUGUGUGUUGACUCCUUCACCCAGGGCCUGCCGCUCUCCAACUUUGUGCCGCCACCUCCAUCCCCUGCCCCGUCUGACUACCCUGUCUCCAUGGACGAGGUCUUGCUGCAUGCCUGGAACUCCACCACCUACCCCUCCACUGUCAAAGAGACCAUCACCUCAGCACCAUCCUUGCCCCGCAUCGUCCAUGAGCCGAUUAAGUGCACUUGCUCCAUGCAGGGGACGGGCUUCUCCUGCCCCAGUGGGGUGGGAGGCCACCCGCCCCAGAUGAAGGUUGUGACAGGGGACAUCCUAGCUGAUAUCACCGGGCGCAACGUUUCAGAGUACCUGCUGUACACCUCGGACCGCUUCCGACUGCACAGGUAUGGGGCGCUCACCUUUGGCAAUGUCCAGAAAUCCAUCCCAGCAUCCUUUGGGGUCAAGGCUCCUCCCACGGUGCGGAAGAUUGCGGUCAGGAGAACAGCCCAGGUCUUCUACAACAACAAGGGCUACCACAGCAUGCCCACCUACCUCAAUGCGCUGAACAACGCCAUCCUGCGCGCCAACUUGCCCAAAAGCAGGGGAAAUCCAGCUGCCUAUGGUAUCACAGUAACCAAUCACCCCAUGAACAAGACCAGCGCCAGCCUCUCCCUGGAUUACCUCCUGCAAGGCACAGAUGUGGUCAUUGCCAUCUUCAUCAUUGUGGCCAUGUCCUUCGUGCCAGCCAGCUUUGUGGUGUUCCUAGUGGCUGAGAAGGCUACCAAAGCCAAGCACCUGCAGUUCGUGAGUGGCUGCGACCCAGUGAUCUAUUGGCUGGCCAACUAUGUCUGGGAUAUGCUGAACUAUCUGGUGCCGGCCACCUGCUGCAUCAUCAUCCUCUUUGUGUUCGACCUUCCGGCAUACACCUCUUCCACCAACUUCCCGGCCGUCCUCUCGCUUUUCCUGCUCUAUGGUUGGUCUAUUACCCCCAUCAUGUACCCAGCCUCCUUCUGGUUUGAGGUGCCCAGCUCAGCUUAUGUCUUCUUGAUCGUUAUUAACCUCUUCAUUGGCAUCACGGCCACCGUUGCAACCUUCCUACUGCAGCUCUUUGAGCAUGACAAGGACUUGAAGGUCGUUAACAGCUACCUGAAGAGCUGCUUCCUCAUCUUCCCUAACUACAACCUGGGCCAUGGGCUGAUGGAAAUGGCAUACAACGAAUACAUCAAUGAAUACUACGCCAAGAUCGGGCAGUUUGAUAAAAUUAAAUCACCCUUUGAGUGGGACAUCGUGACCCGUGGCCUGGUCGCCAUGACAAUUGAAGGCUUUGUUGGUUUCUUCAUCACGAUUAUGUGCCAGUAUAACUUCCUUCGGAAACCACAGCGGCUGCCUGUCUCCACCAAACCCAUUGAGGAUGACAUCGAUGUGGCCAACGAGAGGCACCGGGUCCUGCGUGGCGAUGCUGACAAUGACAUGCUCAAGAUAGAGAACCUGACCAAGGUCUACAAGUCCCGCAAGAUUGGGCGCAUCCUGGCUGUGGACCGGCUGUGCGUGGGUGUUCGUCCUGGGGAGUGCUUCGGAUUGCUGGGUGUCAAUGGAGCAGGCAAGACCACCACCUUCAAGAUGCUGACUGGGGAUGAGAGCACCACAGGGGGAGAGGCCUUCAUCAACGGACACAGCAUCCUGAAGGAGCUGCUCCAGGUGCAGCAGAGCUUGGGCUACUGCCCCCAGUUCGAUGCCCUCUUCGACGAGCUCACGGCUCAGGAGCACCUGGAGCUGUACACCCGGCUGCGUGGCAUCCCCUGGAAGGAUGAGGAGAGGGUGGUGAAGUGGGCGCUAAAGAAGCUGGAACUCGCCAAAUACGCUGACAAGCCAGCCAGCACCUACAGCGGAGGCAACAAGAGGAAACUGUCCACAGCCAUCGCCCUGAUUGGAUACCCUGCCUUUAUCUUUCUGGACGAGCCCACAACGGGCAUGGACCCCAAGGCACGUCGCUUCCUGUGGAACCUCAUCUUGGACAUCAUCAAAACUGGCCGCUCAGUUGUGCUGACAUCCCACAGCAUGGAGGAGUGCGAGGCGCUGUGCACCAGGCUGGCCAUCAUGGUGAAUGGGCGGCUCAAGUGUCUUGGCAGCAUCCAGCACCUGAAAAACAGAUUUGGAGAUGGCUACAUGAUCACAGUACGGACCAAGUCCAGCCUCAACGUCAAGGAAGUAGUGCGGUUCUUCAACCGGAACUUCCCAGAGGCCAUCCUCAAGGAGCGACACCACACCAAGGUGCAGUACCAGCUCAAGUCGGAGCAGAUCUCACUGGCCCAGGUCUUUAGCAAGAUGGAGCAGGUGGUGGACGUGCUGGGCAUAGAGGACUACUCGGUCAGCCAGACCACGCUCGAUAACGUGUUUGUGAAUUUUGCCAAGAAGCAAAGCGACAACCUGGAGCAGCAGGAGACCAGCCCCAACUGUUCCAUCCAGUCACCCCUGGAGCGUGUCCUGAGCUUGCUGCGCCCACGUGCUGCCCCCACUGAGCUGCGGGCCCUGGUGGUGGAGGAACCUGAGGACCUGGAGACUGAUGAUGAGGGCUUGAUCAGCUUUGAGGAGGAGAGGGCUCAGCUGUCCUUCAACACGGACACACUCUGCUGAGGAAUCGCGGGAGCGAACUCCCCAGCUUUGGAGCCGCCAACUCCCUCUUCUGCCCUUGCGCCCUCUCCCCUGCCCCAGUCCUGCCUGCCCCGACCUCUACGGAGCAGCACUCAUCCAGCAUUAGCAAGACUGGCGGCCAUCUCCACAUCCAUUGGCGAGGCCAGUAGUGGCCUGGAUCCUCCAGUCUGAGCCGGAGGCUGCUGUGGAACCCCUGUAGAGGGCAGAGCGUUGGCCUGGAUGGACCAGGGGUGGCUUGUCCCCCUGCACCAGCUACCUGCUGGACCCACAAGCCAGGUGCACGCCUGCCCUGGACUGCCUUGACCACUUUGCUUGUGGUAGAGAAGAGGACGGGUUGCCUGGGGCUUCCCAGGCAGGGGGACAGUCAGGAAGAUGGGAGCGGGAGCAAGGAACAGGUGUACAGAUCAGCCAGCACUUCUGCUGCUUUCUUUGCUCACUGGACGUGGGAGAGGAGCAGGGCCACGCUGCCCUGUGGACAGCAGUGGGGCUGCACAGAAGGACUGACCCGUCUGCUUCUGCUGCCCUGCCAGUG
Molecule: messenger RNA, 8044 nt
Organism: Gavialis gangeticus (Gharial)
Lineage: Eukaryota; Metazoa; Chordata; Crocodylia; Gavialidae
Gene: ABCA2
Product: ATP binding cassette subfamily A member 2
Exons: 49
Biological process (GO): transmembrane transport; lipid transport
Cellular component (GO): membrane; intracellular membrane-bounded organelle
Molecular function (GO): ATP hydrolysis activity; ATP binding; ABC-type transporter activity
Source: RefSeq, a predicted model, not a curated record